GUAUGUACAUACCUUACCUAAUUACACGCAACUGACCUGCUUUCUCCCUUGAUUAGCGCCAUAACCCGCUUUAAUGCCACGACGCUCUCCAACACCGCCAUUGCCUUCCGCGACAUCCUGCCCGGCGAAGAGAUCACCAUCAGCUACUCCACAUUCGGCCUGCCUUCUGAAGCCCGCCAAAAGAAGCUCCUGUCCACGUGGGGCUUCAACUACACGUGUGACCUGUGCUCUCUUCCCCCAGACGAGAUAGCCGCCUCCGAUGAGAGGCGGACCCGGAUCUCGCGGCUGAGUCAAGAGGUCAUCGAGCUGGUGGAGCGCGGCGGCCAGGAGAACAUGGAGAAGGCGGUCGGUCUUUACGCCGAAGCGGUGGACGCUGUGAGGGAGGAGGGGCUGGUCCCGCAUCUGGGCGGGCAUUAUCAGGUUUUGGGACAGCUGUGGGCUGCUGCGGGGGAUGUCGAGAAAGGACGGGAGUGGAUGAAACGCGGGAGGCAAGAGACCGCCGCGUUUGAGGAGCCAAAGGAGGCCUGAGGACCGGAUAGCAGCGGAAAAGGGCCGCAAAGAGGGGGGAGAGAGGGGGAGGGGGAGAGGGUAAUAAGUUGUAAUUAUUACAAUCAAGAAUCUAGAGUUUCGAUGGAG
Messenger RNA from Thermothelomyces thermophilus ATCC 42464, 636 nucleotides. RefSeq lists its product as uncharacterized. The record is from RefSeq and is a predicted model, not a curated record. The coding region runs from base 334 to 528 and encodes 64 amino acids. The transcript is spliced from 2 exons. NCBI's taxonomy places the organism in Eukaryota, Fungi, Ascomycota, Sordariomycetes, Sordariales, Chaetomiaceae.